Molecule: messenger RNA, 1043 nt
Organism: Oncorhynchus kisutch (coho salmon)
Lineage: Eukaryota; Metazoa; Chordata; Actinopteri; Salmoniformes; Salmonidae
Gene: rpl30
Product: ribosomal protein L30
Exons: 5
Coding region: 649-999 (116 amino acids)
Cellular component (GO): cytosolic large ribosomal subunit
Molecular function (GO): structural constituent of ribosome; RNA binding
Source: RefSeq, a predicted model, not a curated record
GGGCAGCAUGGUACUUUGUAUUUAUGUUAUUUAAAUUAUUCUCAUACGAAUGUGAAGAACGUCAGUUCUUAUGUGCGGUAUUAUUUAUUGUUAAAGGGUGGAAAAUAUGAAUGGAUAGGCUAUUUAUUCAACCAAUUAGGAUGCAUAUAGUAAAGUAAAUGUGUGACAUUUUAUAGAAAUAUUUGACUUCUGAAUGUUUCGGUGUUUGGAAAAAUAAUACUUUAUCAAGUUCCAUACCAUCAAAUAUUUUGUUCAAAUCAUAAAGUUAUUAUACAGAAUAGAGACAACAGCGUCACCCCGUGGGGCUCCGGGGUUGUGUAUGUGUGGAUGAUUAAAUGCAUAAAAACAGCCUCUAAAUGUAGGUCCGUUUUGUGUUUGUCCUCUGGUUGGUAAAAAUCACACUUGCCAUUAUGAAAGCUUUAGUGUUUUGGCCCUUGCUUUCUCGUGAUAAGGUCGUCGGGCUGAAGAAUGAUAUGUAAUAGAAAUCACCUCAAGUGGAGCACCCUGCUUUAACUGACCAAUCCGCUGAGAUCAGCGAAUCAGCGCAGGACCACGCCAACCUGCCGCAAAGCACGCUGGGACUUCCUUUCUUUCCGAGGCCAUAUUGGAGCAACAGACUUGUUGGCCAGAACGGAGUAAAUCGCAGCUAUGGUGGCCGCCAAGAAGACGAAAAAGUCCCUGGAGUCCAUCAACUCCCGUCUCCAGCUGGUGAUGAAGAGCGGCAAAUAUGUUCUGGGAUACAAGCAGUCUCAGAAGAUGAUCCGCCAGGGAAAAGCCAAGCUGGUCAUCCUGGCCAACAACACACCUGCUCUCAGGAAGUCUGAAGUGGAGUACUAUGCCAUGUUGGCCAAGACUGGCGUCCAUCACUACAGUGGGAACAACAUCGAGCUGGGCACGGCCUGUGGAAAGUACUUCAGGGUGUGCACACUGGCUAUCAUCGACCCCGGUGAUUCUGACAUCAUCAGGAGUAUGCCAGACCAACCGCAAGGGGAGAAGUAGACAUUUCACACUCAAUGUUAAAAAAUAAACUGUUUUCUAUGGUC